Molecule: messenger RNA, 4729 nt
Organism: Leptonychotes weddellii (Weddell seal)
Lineage: Eukaryota; Metazoa; Chordata; Mammalia; Carnivora; Phocidae
Source: RefSeq, a predicted model, not a curated record
ACCCACCACCAGGCUAACCCAUCCUCCCACCCCCCUCCCCUCUAGAACCCUCAGUUUGUUUUUCAGAGUCAAAAGUACAGUUUAAAUGCAACUAUUUGUUUGUUUUUAAGACCAGAAAGAAUGAUUACUGAAACUUGAAAAGUUUUGUUUUCUUAAGAGUACACUUAGGAUGAUGAGCCCUGUCUUGUACCCCUGAAACUGACGGAACACUACGUUAACUAUACUGGAGUUAAGAUGAAUAAAUGAAUAGUUUUGUUUUCAUCCGCAUUCAUCACGAAACCCGCUGUGUGCGGCUUUCUGUUAUCAGUGCUGAGCGGUUCUGAUCUUCUGACCCCUCUGCAGACCUGCAACACGGAUUCCCGCCGCCGCCAACGUAAGAACUAGAAGUGCCUCCGAAAUCAGCAGAGAAAGUUAAACCCUAGUGCGCACGUUCGGGUGGUAGGGGCUCCGAUGCUUCGGAGAUACGGGAGCUAAGCUCGCGGCGUGCGGGGCAGCCGUGCGCCAGACCAGAGCCCGCCGGGGUGUUUUGCAACCGCUCUCUUUGUGGUCUUACCCUAAUCAGGCUGUCCGGUGGCAUUCUCUUCUAGCUGGAAUUUGAGAAGUCCCAGGUGAAAAAGUUCGAGAAAGAGCAGAAGAAGCUGUCCAGUCAGCUGGAGGAGGAGCGCUGCCGUCACAAGCAGCUGUCGUCCCUGCUGGCGCUCGAGUGCAGGAAAGCCACGGGCAAGGCGGCCGAGGAGGGGCAGAAGGCCGGCGAGCUGAGCCUGAAGCUGGAGAAGGAGAAGAGCCGCGCGAGUAAGCUCGAGGAGGAACUGGCGGCCGAGAGGAGGCGGGGCUUGCAGACCGAGGCGCAGGUGGAGAAGCAGCUGUCCGAGUUCGACAUCGAGCGAGAACAACUGAGGGCAAAACUGAACCGAGAAGAGAACCGGACCAAAACCCUGAAGGAAGAGAUGGAAAGCCUAAAGAAGAUAGUGAAGGCUCUGGAGGCUUCUCACCUGCACAGUAGCCCUCCUGAGCAAGCGAGGAGGCCGGUGACCGUGUCGAAAGGCACGGUGACUGAGCCUCCCGCGCUGGUGUCUGUGUUCUGCCAAACGGAGAGAAGCCAGGGGAGCAGCGCAGCCAAGGUGAGCGCCGCCGGGCCGCCUGGUCCCGCCACACCUGCUUACUCGUUCGCAAAAACCAACGGCCAUUUGGAGCCAGAGGUACAGACUGCCAAGGAGCUGGUGGUAGGCAGCAGCGGCGAAAACCAAGUGCCUCCUCGAGAGAGGCCUGUGGGGUCGGCCCAAGAGAAAGCGGUGGAGAACGGCGGGUGUCCUGUGGGAAUCGAGACUCCUGGCCCAGCACCUGCUCACCUCCCGUCCAGUGGGGGCUCCCUGUCUCCCAGCAGCACGGCCUCCUCCUCCCUCACAUCCUCUCCUUGCUCCUCCCCAGUGUUGACUAAGCGCCUGCUGGGGUCCUCAGCCAGCAGCCCCGGCUACCAGUCAUCCUACCAAGUGGGGAUCAACCAGCGGUUCCAGGCGGCUCGGCACAAAUUUCAGUCCCAAGCGGAUCAGGACCAGCAGGCCAGUGGUGUGCAGAGCCCCCCAUCCAGGGACCUGUCGCCCACCCUCAUAGACAACUCUGCCGCCAAGCAGCUGGCCCGCAACACCGUCACUCAGGUGCUCUCCAGAUUCACUAGCCAGCAAGGGCCAAUCAAGCCUGUCUCCCCCAACAGCUCUCCCUUUGGCACAGACUAUCGGAAUCUGGCCAACACUGCCAGCCCAAGAGGCGACACCAGCCAUUCCCCCACUCCAGGGAAAGUGUCCAGUCCGCUGAGCCCUCUGUCUCCAGGGAUCAAGUCCCCCACCAUCCCCAGGGCUGAGAGAGGAAACCCUCCACCCAUCCCACCCAAAAAGCCUGGCCUCACCCCUUCUCCAUCCACCACCACUCCACUGACCAAAACUCAUUCCCAGGCCUCCUCUUUGGCCACCACGGAAGACCUAGCCGUCAGCUGCUCUUCCACGGCUGUCGUGGCUAACGGCAAGGACGUGGAGAUACUCCUGCCUACCAGCAGCUAGUCCCUCGCGGGAGUUUCCACGGCUGACAUUCCACCAGAUUUCGUCCAAGAGCUCGGAGUCCAACCGUUGAGUCAGAUCAUGUUAUUUAUUUUGACAGUAGCUGAAACCAUCCGUAGAGUCCAUUUAGUGUAUUUCGCCUUUUUGUAUUUUUUUUAAGUAGAAACUGAGUCGUUUGGCUUUUUAUGCCUCACACCUUUGUACUGAAGCUGGAAGGGCACCUCAAAGACAUCUCAAGCUCAGCAGUCACCAUCUCGUUGUGAUGGAGAAAGCUAAUUGAGGACCAGGUGGUGAUUUGCUGUCUAUUUUGGGACUGGAAUCGCUCAACACUCAUUGUGAAUUAUGCAGAAGUGGUUCGUGCAGAUUUUUAUUCCAGAUGAACAUGUCUCAAAAGUGCCUGAAAUAAGACUGCCAUGCGAAUGUGAUUCUGCAGCGAAAACACAAAAUGGAUCAUCUAAUUGCAGAAAAUGAGAUCCUCUGUGAAUCCUGAAUGUUAAAAAAACAACACUGCUUUUAAACCUCUUUUACUGUUUUUAAUACAAGCUUUGGGUUCAGAAACAAGGCUGCGUCAGAAGGGGAAUCCAAAGGUGGGUGUGACCUCACCACUGAGCUGAGCUCUAUAGAGCCCUUGAGAAGCCCUCCCGGGCAGGAGGCAGUGGGGGGUGCUGAUUUCCUCGUACUUCUGAAAAAUUAAGUCACUCCCAGUUUCCCGCAGCAGUCCUUGAAUAGAAUGAAAUCACAUCUCCAUUCAAAAAAUAUCUUCAGGCGUUACUGUUGUGUAAGGAACUUCUGAUUCCAAUUGCUAUUACUUGAAUAGGAAAUGGUUACUCGUUCUGUAUAAAAAGUUUUGCAACAGGAUGAGAUCUUUAUUAUGUAAUCAAAAAGCAAUAACUUAAGCUCAUUGUCUCUGUAAUAUUAUAAGUCAGAAUUAUAUAGGUUUUACCAAAUUGUUACACUUACUCUCGGAGCUGCCAGCACUUGGUGUAUCUGUGCAACCAAAUUAACUUUUCCCUAAAUGGAAGUAUACAUAGAUCUGUAUAGAUACACAGCCCUUUGCGUGUCUGACACACACACACUUAAACACAUAAAUAUUAGUGUGAUUGUAUCUUUGGAGUUUGCAAUAGAGCGUAAAGGGUGAGUAGAAAUGCACAUUAAGAUUACCUAACAGCAACUCAGUGUGGCUGGGACCCAGUCGGUCAAAGGAGGAAUCUUGUCCAUGGGGAUGGGGGGCGGAAAUUCCAGAUGAAGUCAGGUCGUCAGCGUCCUAAAAUGCCAGGGCCAAAAACCGCAGUGUCACAAAACUCAACUGGCCAUCUAAAUGACUGAAACAGGUCACUCAAUCAAGUGCUGUAAGUCAGCUGGGAUGGGGGAAGGCCUAGCAAACUGAAGUGCCUGAGCCCCCUCUGAUAGGCAAGGGCCCCUGCUGUUCAGCCCCAGCUGCUUGUUGCCAUGCAGUAGUGCUAGACCAGGUUACCAGCUCCUCAAAUUCUUGUGAAAUCCAAAUUUUCAUAGAAACAUUCUCACUUUUAAAUAUCAAAACAGACUCAAAAACAAUUUGAAACUGCUGGUUAAACACUUCUGCAGCUGGGUCUAGCUCACAAGCUGCCAAGUUGCAACGUCUUUCAUUCUAGAAACUUCUGUCAUUUCCAUCAUUGUGAGUUUGUGAGGCCAGACACCUCCCCUCUUUCCAACGUGUAGGCUAGUACAGCUGACAAAGGCCAUAGGAUAUAAGGACGAUCCCCAUCUUCCAAACAAGACUCUGCAACCCAGCUCAGACAAGGUAGUUCUAGGACUUUGUGUCCACAGGGAUGGAGAGGCCUUGGUGUCCUCUCAUACAUUCUUCCUAGCCAACACCUACCCAGCAGCCCUGUCCUCCUGCUGUAAUUUAAAUCUGUUUUCUCUUAAUCCAGUAUGAAUUGAUGGGGGACGGGCCGGUGAUGGAGAUCAAUGUAUAAAUCACAAUUGGUGUCUCCAGGGCUUAGGGUUUGAUUAAGGCCAAUACAUCAAAAAUUAAAAUACUCCUCAUGCCCCAGGAUGUCUACCAAAUGGUGAACGGGGUAUCUCAUAAACUGCCCAAAGCAAUCAUGCAUUAAACUUCAUUCCCGCGCACGGCCAAAUGAAGUGAUAAAAUAGCUGACCUUCCUAAACAGGAGAGGGGCUACGGUCCCAGAGUGUUAUUACCUCUCUUGCUUUAAACGGUAAUCUUAAAAUUUGCAUUGUACUCUUCCCUUUGUUUCGGCAUAGAUACAUAGAGAGAGAGAGAGAGAGAUACUAUAAGGAUGUUUAUUUCUUAGGAAGUGCACUGAAUAAUGUAUUUCUUUUACAGUGUAAUAUGGGGGUGGGGAGAUGCAAAAGAAAUGUGUAUUUUUGCUAGUUGCCUAUCUUCUAAGAUAAAUAAGCACAAUACUGCAAUGGAUCCAAUAAUCCAGCUAGGUAUUAUAGAUUGGUAUUUAAGUUUGCUGUAGAUCGUGUGUGUGUGCUAAGUAAAAGUUCCACGAUUCACAAUUUUGGUACUAACCCAUGUUGUGGAUGCUAGAUGGCUAGUCACCAGGUGCCGAUGGAUGCGCAGUGCAUACCACAAGCAUUAACUAGUCAUUCUCAUUUGUAAAGCCCAAUGUGCCAUGCAGAAGUCUUCAUCCAUUUUUAUAGCAGACUACAUUAAAACAAGUUAAAUCAUA